Molecule: messenger RNA, 1797 nt
Organism: Ricinus communis (castor bean)
Lineage: Eukaryota; Viridiplantae; Streptophyta; Magnoliopsida; Malpighiales; Euphorbiaceae
Product: small GTPase LIP1
Exons: 7
Coding region: 568-1578 (336 amino acids)
Biological process (GO): intracellular protein transport
Cellular component (GO): endomembrane system
Molecular function (GO): GTPase activity
Source: RefSeq, a predicted model, not a curated record
AAUUUGCUAAUUCUCCCGUUGCCAUAUAUAUAAGCAUAAAUCUCAUGUUCUUUGUUGAGAGAAAUCAUAAAUCUCAUUUUCAAAUUGCUAUUUCCGUUCAUUUUCAGAAAUAGUUUGUAAAGCGGUACAUUCAUAGAUUACUUUGUAGAACAGUAUAAUUCAAGAGAUAGCCGUACUUAAUAUCCAUAGUUACAGAUCUCUUAUUCUUUCUCUAGUGAGCUCUAUAGCGAAUAUCAAGACACGCCCACUUGUUAGUUCGAUAUUUUGUUAUACCUCAUUUAAAGAAUUUUGUUACUAGAUCUGUUACUGUAAUUGGGUAUUUGAUUUGAGUUUAUUCCAUUUAGACAUGCUAUUCGACGUGAGCUUAGAUCUUGCGUGAAUUUUGAUAUGAUAAGGAUGUUGGAUUGAAUUAUGGAGUACCCUUUUGGAGAAUCUGUUGUUUUCAAUUAGAUUGAGUGGUUUUGAUGGGACUUGAUUGGUGUACAAGUAUAAAGCUACUGCUUUGUGUGGUGCGUUUUGCUGAUUGUAUUUGGAGUUAAGUUUUGGUUACCGGUUUCUGGAAAAGAAAUGUUCUGGAGGGACCGUGAGAGAGAGAACAAGGACCAGAAUGGCGGGCCUCCAUGUGGUCAGGUUCGAGUUCUUGUUGCUGGCGAUUCAGGUGUCGGGAAAACUUCUCUUGUUCAUCUUAUUGUCAAAGGUUCUUCCACUGCUCACCCUCCCCAGACAAUUGGAUGUACAGUUGGUGUGAAGCAUGUUACUUAUGGCAAUUCUGGUAGCUCUUCAAGCAGCCUUAAAGGUGAUGCCGAGAGAGAUUUCUUUGUUGAACUUUGGGAUGUGUCAGGACAUGAACGAUACAAAGAUUGCCGUUCUCUAUUCUACUCCCAGAUCAAUGGGGUUAUUUUUGUCCAUGAUCUCUCCCAGAGAAGGACAAAAACAAGCUUGCAGAAAUGGGCAUCAGAGAUUGCUGCAACUGGGACUUUUUCAGCUCCUCUUGGUUCUGGUGGCCCAUGCGGUAUUCCAGUCCCUUAUAUUGUAAUAGGUAACAAAGCUGAUGUUGCAGCAAAAGAGGGAACAAGAGGAAGCAGUGGCAAUCUUGUUGAUGUAGCUCGCCAAUGGGUCGAAAAACAGGGUUUGCUUCCAUCCAGUGAGGAACUUCCAUUGACUGAAAGUUUUCCUGGCGGCGGAGGCCUUAUUGCAGCGGCCAAAGAAGCAAGAUAUGACAAGGAAGCUUUGUUAAAGUUUUUUCGUAUGUUGAUCAGGAGAAGAUAUUUUUCUGAUGAGUUGACUGCACCAAGUCCAUGGACUGUUUCUCCUGCUCAAAGAUCUGUCCAGCGUUUAGAUGAAAAUUCAAGUGACGAUGAUCAGUUUUACAAAAGUAAACGUUUAACUGGUGAUCCAUACAAAUACAACAUGCUUCCUCCCCUGCCAGCUCAACGAAAUCUGACGCCACCUCCAACACUCUAUCCUCAACAACCUGUUUCAGUAACUGAGAAUUACAGCUUCCCGAGAUUUUCUCUUAGUGACGCCCAAGAAUUGAGCAACACUGCAAGAUCAAAGCGCUUGGACAUUAAUGUUUGAUGAUCUCUGCAUCAGACUGCUGCCUUACUAAAUGCACGCCUGCCCUGGGUAAGCUGUCAUAUGAUAUUUGUAUUCUUUCCUUUCUAUUUCAUUUGUAAACAGAUCCAUUAAUUCUUUUCCAUUUGUGGCUGCAAGGGGUUUUAGGUUACAGUUAGUCACAUAUUACAUGUAUAUUUGAUUGAUUGUUCAACUUGAAAUACACAAGUAAUUUCAAACAAA